Priapulus caudatus is the source of this 762-nucleotide messenger RNA. Its product is annotated as mitochondrial import receptor subunit TOM20 homolog. Gene Ontology annotation, biological process: protein targeting; protein import into mitochondrial matrix; tRNA import into mitochondrion. Gene Ontology annotation, cellular component: mitochondrial outer membrane; mitochondrial outer membrane translocase complex. Gene Ontology annotation, molecular function: transmembrane protein transporter activity. Lineage: Eukaryota; Metazoa; Priapulida; Priapulimorpha; Priapulimorphida; Priapulidae. Bases 67 to 321 code for a protein of 84 amino acids. The record is from RefSeq and is a predicted model, not a curated record. The transcript has 4 exons.
AGAGGAGAAGAGCUAGUCUAUCAGUAAGGAAAUGUACAGCUUCCUGACUUCAAAGAUCAAGAAUCAAUGCAGCGAUUCUUCUUACAAGAAGUGCAAAAAGGAGAGGAGUUAUUGUCAGAAGGUAACUUUGAAGAGGCCGUGGAACACCUGAGCAACGCGAUAGCUGUGUGCGGGCAGCCACAGCAGUUAUUAGCUGUGCUUCAACAGACGCUUCCACCGCAAGUGUUUCACAUGCUCUUGCAGAGACUUCCGGUUGUCAGUGCUCGUAUCACACGGACAGCAUCAUCGUCGGCCAUGUUGGCAGAAGAGGAUGUGGAGUAAUUGAAUAACAACGAUGAUAGCAACGCUAGAAAAUCGAGCAUCCGCUCCCAGCAUGAUCGUUACGAGACCGUGGAUGUAUUUCAGACUGAUGAAAUUGACCAUGCACACUGUAGUGUUAGGAAGUCAGUAGGUCCUUUGCUGUACCUAUGCAGUGUUGCGCAAGGUUCAGCUGUCUGGUUAGCUUUCAAACAUCCAUCAGGUCCCAUUCUGUGUCUGUGUGGGUGGAAAUGCCUUUACAAUGUGCAAAUUCAUGUGUGAUUAAGGGCAUGAUCUGCUAAUUGACAGAUAAAAUUUGAAAUGACAAUUAGAAGAAAUGCCAAGCAAUAGCUUGAACAUGGCAUUGUGAUGCUCUCACUUACGGGAGUAGGGUAUGUAAAAGUGCAUCUUUUGUAAUUGUCAUAUUACAAUACACAUCUCCUUACUACAUUUUCGUAAAAUGUA